AUGAACAGUGACCAAUCAUCAGCAAAAAGAAGAAUUCAAAAUAUUCAAUCUCAUAUUGUAGCAGGUGCAAAAAAAGAAAGUAAUAAAAGCAGUAGUAAUGAUUUAUACGAUUGCAUUGUAGUGGGUGGUGGAAUUAUUGGAUCAUCUGCAUGUUAUCAAAUAGCAAAAGAUGGAUUAAAGGUAUUAAUGUUGGAACAAUUUAAACAAUCUCACGACUAUGGUUCAUCACAUGGUGAUGGAAGAAUUAUUCGUUUUUCAUAUCCAGAAACUGUAUAUAUUGAAUUAGCAAAAUUAGCUUAUCCAUUUUGGAACGAUAUUGAAAAGGAAUCAAACACUAAAUUACUCCACACUACUGGUGGUUUGGAUUUUGGAACUAAGGAUCACCAAGCAUUAUUGGAUCUCAUCGAUUCUUACAAGAGACACAACAUACCAUACGAAAUAUUAAACAAAAAAGAUGCAGAGGUAAGAUUCCCACAAUUUGAAUUCAAAGAAGACGAUUUAAUUAUUUUUCAAAAAGAUAGCGGUGUUUUAUAUGCUACCAAAGCAGUCAAUUCAAUGUACGCCUUGGCAAAGAGAUUUGGGGCUACAGUCAAAGAUAGUAAAAAGGUAUUGAGAAUAAAGGUAGAAUCUAGAGAUCUCAUUACUGUACUUUGUGAAGAUCAAUCCGUAUACAAGACUAAAAAGAUAGUUUUAGCAUGUGGUGGCUGGACUAAUGAAUUACUAUAUCGUUCGCAAUUGGAUUUAACAUUACCAGUCGAAAUUACACAAGAAAAGGUAUUCUAUUGGGUUCCAAAAGAAAAUGAAAAAGCAUCAUCAAUCGAUUUUACUCAAUACAAGAAUCCAGUUUCAAUCUAUUACGAUAAAGAAGAAAUAUUUUAUUCACUACCACAAAUCGAUAUCAGAGGAGUAAAGAUAGGUUACCAUCACUCUGGUUCAGUUCUCCACAAAAUGGCAGAUAAUCACGACAAUAAGCCAGUGUAUAACGAAAAUAGCUUAAAUAAAUUAAAAAAGUUUGUCAAAAACUAUAUGCCAAAUUUAAACAACGAAAAAGAGUUUCACAGUGUUACAUGUCAUUACACAAAUACACCAGAUUGGCAUUUUAUCAUUGACAAGCACCCACGUUUCUCAAAUAUUGUAAUAGCAUCAACUUGCAGUGGCCAUGGUUUCAAAUUUGCACCUGCCAUUGGUAAAUUACUUUGUUUUUUAGUUAGGGAUAAGGAAAUUCCAUUCCCAACUGACGAGUUCCUUUUAAAUAGAUUUAAAAAUAAAGGUUUUGUUAAAAGAAUAUCAGCCUAAAAAUAAAAUUAAAAAGCAAUAAAAAAGAAAAAAAAUAAAUAAAUAAAAAAGAUUUGUUUUGUUGUUUAAAUAUCAU
Dictyostelium purpureum is the source of this 1372-nucleotide messenger RNA. RefSeq lists its product as uncharacterized. The record is from RefSeq and is a predicted model, not a curated record. The transcript is spliced from 2 exons. Gene Ontology annotation, molecular function: flavin adenine dinucleotide binding; sarcosine oxidase activity. NCBI's taxonomy places the organism in Eukaryota, Evosea, Eumycetozoa, Dictyosteliales, Dictyosteliaceae. Bases 1 to 1296 code for a protein of 431 amino acids.